AUGCAGAGCAUGAUGCCAUUACUUCUAGUCUCUGGACAGAAAGUAAUUCUGGCCCUAAAAAUCGACUCCCGUCGUUUGACAAACUUCAGUCCAAAUAUCCGGGCUUCCGCCUUGGAGAAACUCGCAAAGUUAGCCGCCAGCAGCACGCCGGACGACAGCCACGAGUCCGAGAUUGACCAGCUUACUCGACAAUGCCAGCAUUUAACAAAUCGACUGAAUGGCUCUCUCAAUGGCGUUUUGCACAGUCAAUCUCCUAUGUCACGGAUGCCUAUGGAUAUUCGCGAGUUAUGUGUCUUGAUAUCUCUCUGCAAGGCCGCCCCUUCCGUCACCAAAGAGGAACACGCGUCGCGAUUAGUCUCACAACUAUCCAAAUACCUUCCAGAGUCCCAUGGCCAGCUUUUCCGUCCUUCGCCCUUUCUACGCGAUAUCAGUCCGUCUCCGUGGGAAGCGCUUUCAUAUCACCUCACAUUCGCUCUCCUUCAUCUGGGGUCGAAAUACCCGUCUUUGCGCCAAGUCGUCUUUGAUUCCGUGAACGAAUAUGUAUAUAAAUGUGUCGAGGCGAUCGAAUUCUCUGCAGAAGUUGACCCUGCCGAGUCUGUCAGUAUAUUGGCCAUUUGCGCCUCGAUCGUUGGUUUCCUAGAAGCCGCCGCUAAAUUUAGUGCCUUUUGGUCUGCGACUGAAAAGCUGCGGAUGGUCGACCAUAUUCGGUCAAUGUUUUCAGAGAAUUUUAUGGUGGUUAUCGAGACUGCCUCAUCCAUAGUGCGCAGUGCUGGUGCCUCAGACAAUACACUUCGGAAUUGGAAAAUAUAUACUCGGCGUUAUGCCACCAACGGUCGUCCGCUAGGGGCUAUGCUUCUGCAAGAGGGUUAUAUGCGUUUCAUCAAAUCUUGCAUAACAUCUCUCAUUGGAGCGCAAAAUAUGUCGGAUGAUGAGCUCCUGGAUGAAUAUGUGGACGGUGUCGGUAUCGCCAGGAGUCAUGACGAAGCAGAGAUAACCCUUAUCAAUCGUUUGACUGGCAUCAUCGCCGAGGAGAUCCAACUUCUAGAGGACGGCUCCGAUUAUCUGCAAGUUGGCUCUCCUUGGCAACAGCAACUUGCAUUUUCUGUCAAGGCUCUGGCCUUAACAGGGUACCUCAAUUGUGCGCUUCUGACGGAAAAUGCAAAUACUGAUGAUUUUCUGUCAUGGCUCGAGGAUACCCUUAUAGACCCAAAGCAGAUGUCGUGUAUUGAACUUGCGACGACAACUCUAAAGUGCAUUACGAUUAUCUCCCGUAUGUCUGUCAGCAGCGCAUCAUCUGGAAGUCGCUCACUGCUGCGUUUCAUAAUGGAGGGUGGUAUAAAUGCAGGAAGCAUAGGGCCUGUCGCUGCUCGAUGUCUUUCUCAGAUUCUCGGUGUUCUCUCCCAAGAUUCCGUUAUAACAACUCUAUACUCCUUGGGGAAUGUGCUGAGCCCUGGCUCUGACAAGUCUUACCUCACCGGAGAGGCAGUUAUUCAAUUCCGACAGGCCUCGGCAGAUUCCCUCGAGAUCACGGACAACGUUCCGAAUAUUGUUCAUGCUAUAGUGACAAUUGCAACCAGCUGCCAUGAUGAACAAAUUAGUGCCCUGGCACAGUCGAUGCUUCUGCAAAAGAUCAGCAAACUGAACACAGCAGUGGAUGCUUGUAUAAUCAAGGAGACAGCGGCACUCUCCAUCACCACUGGUCAAGCUGAGUUUCAGCUUCUAUUGAAGUUCUAUGACCGUGUUUUCCGCGAUGGUGUCGCCAAAGGAUAUGGCAAUGUUGUGAAUGCAGUCCUAGGUGCGAUGAAUUACCUCUCCAUGUCGUUGAGAAGGGAUUCCCCUCUUUACAGACUCUACCUUGUUCAUCUCUUGGAAAGUCUAGUGAACAAGGGUGAUGCGACAGAUGAGCACGAAGGACAUCUAGCACCUGAGGACAUCAGCCCACUUUUGAAGCCGCUGGCUCUACUCUCCUCAAAAGGGUUGCAGCUCGAACAAGACCAGUACAUCUCUGCUCUGUUUCGAGAUGCGUGGUUCAAUGUUGCCGUCCAUGGGAUAUCGCUCAGUUCAACCGUGGGGCAAAAUCACAUUGAAGAGCUGCGAUUACUCGCGAAACAUUCCCCUGCUCUUGUGUCUGAGGAUCGCAUGGACAUGAUUGAGAGCGAUGUUGAGCUUAACACUGUGCUCAGGCGUGGCAUGAGCCCUCAGCGUCAUAUUGAGCAAAAGAAACGUUUGGUCAAUGAAAUUCCACACCGGGAGUCCGAAAUAAAGCGGUUGAGUUACCCCAAGGCGGUGUUCUUAAAUGCUGCCCUCUUACUUGAGAAUCUUCGCGCUUUUUCGGGUAAUUGCACAAAGCCGUUGAGUUACUUCCGUGAUCCAGCCCUUGCUACCGCUGAGAUGGCUAGCUGUAUGUCCGCUAUCGCCGAUAGGGUUGUCGGCUGUUACCUUUCAUUGACCCUUUCCGGGAAACGGAAUUCUGCCUUCUUGUCGAAGGAAUUGGCAGGUUUCUUCAUAGCUUGCUGUCACCGCAUAGAAAGAAUUCAGAAAGUGGCUAUUUCCUGCGCGAAUAGGGUUAUACAGGAGUGUCCCUCAGCCCUUUGUGACAAGAACUCUUUAUUUGCAUUGCUUGAGCUUCUAACGGUCGUCUGGCGUUCGUGCCACGAGGAAGAGCUUGACGAAUUUGAAUGGAAGUCAACGUUCACUUCUCUAAUUGGUCACGUUAAGGUCGAUCUUCCAGAUAAUUAUGGUUACAGAAGAAGGACACUUGAAGUGUUACUUGAGCGGGCAAGGGCGUGGAUAACAAGUGUCAUGGACAUUGCGCCUCUGGAUAUCAAAGGCCUUCUUCAGUCUUAUUUAUCUGCAUCUGAUGAUAAUGAUGGGUACGGCGAUAUUUCAAUGGGUCGUUCAUUUGCGCUUGAGAUGGGCUCUCUCAUACCCCAAAACGAUCAUCGACUUGGGUCUAUCGAAAGCCUUGGAGUUACUAGAGUCAAUGUUGCCUCCAAUUUCAUCGCUCAGCAUACAGCUCGUCAGAAGUAUCGUCGCACUGGGCAGUGUCCAGUAUGGUCAACGUCAGAUGAUGCUGAUGAGCACCUAGAUCCAGGGCUCAAACUUCUAGAACAAGGAGACUCAUCUUCGUUUAAACAGAUCCACUCCGGAAAGCAGGUCGCUCUACCCAAGAUUCGAGAUACUAUGCAGCGUGCCGCUGCUUUACUAUGCGGUAGUAACGCUGCCAAUGCUGUCAUCGCUCAUUACCUGGUUUCGCUGCCUUUCCAGAUAUUUUCUAAAGAGUCUAUCGAAAUUGGUGUCUCCCUUUGGUUGGGGGUAAUGCAUGAAAAUCCCAAAUUGGAGCCGACAAUACUGUUUGAGGUGGUCCAGCAAUGGGAGAACACGAUCCUACGAAGGCAGGGACUUUUUGAUCCCUCUUUCAGUCAUGUGGACCCGAUGUAUGCCAAAAUUGAGCUUCUGCCGACAAACAAAGAUUCAAUGCUUCAGCAACAGAAGUUUGCUCAGAACAUUCUUGCCCCACACUUCCAGAUUAUCCAGCUUUUCGAAAGCCAUUUUAAUGCUGUCCGACUAGGCAAUGCACAGACGCAACAUCUGUUUUCUCGUUUUAUUGACAGGACGACAGUGGGACUUUUGCAUGCUAGUAACCAUCCUCUGGCCCGAGAAGUCCAUUUCCGCAUAAUCCACUUCUGUCUCAGGGCUCUCAGGCAUUGCACCUCCAUUGACAAUGUCACGCUGUGGCGACAUAAACACCAAAUCCUAUCUGCUGCUCUCAACUGGUUCAAACAUCCGCCCCGAUGGUCCUUUGGAGGUAAUCGGCUGCAGUUAAAGGCGGAAGAUAAAAUUCUCAGCGAUGUUGUAACCGCUUUGACAAAAGUGUCUGGUGUGGGUUGCAACACCCGAUGGCCUUACACUUCACUUCAGGCGCAACAAGAUCUUCUCCAAGUUCUUUUGGAAAACGAGAGGACAAGGCUCAGGGUUUGGUUGUAUCCGCUGGAACCUGACCGAAAGCAUAACCCUCCUCAAUUCAGCAAGCAUCUCACGGAGGAGAAUAUGCUGCGGGUUGCUUGGGCUGAGAGCCCAGGUUUAGCAAUCCAGCUUGCGACACGUUUCCCGUCUGGAAAGCUCAGCAAUGAAAUCCGGAGACUACUUCUUAGCUUUCCUGAGAAGGCCAUUGAUGAGCCUAGUAGUCUUGAGAUUAUGUUUGGAUCAGCGCUACCAGCCGACGUUUCCUCUCAACUUAAGUAUCUGCUGUACUGGGCCCCCGUCAAUCCUAUCGAAGGCUUAACUUAUUUCCUGCCCGCCUACGGCAACCAUCCGUUCAUCUUGCAAUAUGCGAUGAAGGCCUUGGAGAGUCAUUCCCUUGACGUUCGAUUCUACUUCGUCCCACAGCUUGUUCAGGCUCUCCGAUAUGAUGCCCUAGGUUAUGUCGAGCGGUACAUCCUCGAAACGGCGAAGCAGUCUCAAUUGUUUGCACAUCAAGUGAUUUGGAACAUGAAGGCGAAUUCCUAUAAAGAUGAGGAUUCUCAGAUACCGGACCCCCUCAAGCCAACCCUGGAUCGAUUCAUGGACACCUUGAUUACAAGUUUCAGUGACGAUGAGCGCGACUUCUAUCAAAGAGAAUUCUCUUUCUUCAACGAGAUUACUGGUAUCUCUGGAAAACUUCGCCCAUACAUCAAGAAGAGCAAGCCUGAAAAGAAGGAAAAGAUUGAGGAAGAGCUUCGUAAAAUCAAAGUUGAAGUUGGCGUUUAUCUUCCCAGCAACCCAGACGGCGUUGUGGUUGGAAUCGAUCGCAAGUCAGGGAAGCCUCUACAAAGCCACGCAAAGGCGCCUUAUUUGGCAACUUUCAGAAUUCAGAAGACGCGAACCACAAGCCUGCCAUCGAACGAGCUGGUCCAAUCCUCGCAUCAUCAUCAAUCGGACGCGCACCAGGAAACCUACGAGGUCUGGCAGUCGGCCAUCUUUAAAGUCGGAGACGACUGCCGUCAAGAUAUGCUAGCUUUGCAAAUGAUAGCCGCCUUCCGAAGUAUAUUUGCCAGCAUUGGUCUCGACGUCUGGGUAUUCCCAUACCGGGUGACUUCAACAGCACCAGGAUGUGGGGUCAUUGAUGUGCUGCCAAACUCUAUUUCACGGGAUAUGCUGGGCCGCGAAGCAGUCAACGGGCUAUAUGACUACUUUGUUUCCAAGUAUGGGGGAGAAGAUUCAAUCCAGUUCCAGGAAGCCCGAACAAACUUCGUCAAAAGCAUGGCCGCGUAUUCUGUCAUUUCCUACUUGAUGCAGUUCAAGGAUCGGCACAAUGGCAACAUCAUGUUUGAUGAUGCUGGCCACAUUAUUCAUAUCGAUUUCGGGUUCUGCUUUGAUAUCGCGCCCGGCGGUGUACGCUUCGAACGUGCGCCAUUCAAACUCACAUCGGAAAUGGUGGCCGUGAUGAGUGGCACUCCACAUUCCUCUAGCAGUGGAAGUCACAAUCCCACACAGACUCAGCCAUAUCGAUGGUUCGAGUCUUUGGUCGUAAAGGCGUUUUUAGCGUCUAGGCCGUAUAGCACCAAACUGUCGCACAUUGUGUCGUUGAUGUUAGACAGCGGCCUACCAUGCUUCAAACCUGAGACGCUGAAACACUUCCGUGAUCGAUUCGUCCUCGACAAGAGUGAGCGAGAGGCGGCGGAGUUUAUGCGGGAGCUAGUGCGCAAAUCGUAUUUGAGUAUGUCGACAAAGGGAUAUGAUCAGUUCCAGCUCCUUACGAACGGCAUCCCUUACUGA
Molecule: messenger RNA, 5757 nt
Organism: Aspergillus nidulans FGSC A4
Lineage: Eukaryota; Fungi; Ascomycota; Eurotiomycetes; Eurotiales; Aspergillaceae
Gene: stt4
Product: 1-phosphatidylinositol 4-kinase STT4
Exons: 11
Coding region: 1-5757 (1918 amino acids)
Biological process (GO): phosphatidylinositol phosphate biosynthetic process
Cellular component (GO): plasma membrane
Molecular function (GO): transferase activity; 1-phosphatidylinositol 4-kinase activity; kinase activity
Source: RefSeq, a predicted model, not a curated record